AUGGCAGCCACCAUUCUUAUCACAGGAGCCAACAGCUCGCUACCUUUCCCUCUCGUCGAUUAUCUGCUCAAGCAUUUGCCUGACUUGACGCUCGUGCUCCACGCCAUUGCCAACUCUCCUGAAGCCCAAGUUUUUGUCAGAGAGCUCGACCUUAGUUCCCUUUCCACAGUGCAUAACUUUAGCCACCGCAUUGCAACUGAGGUCGCCGAAAAUUCCAUUCCCCGGCUCGCCAGCAUCAUAUGCGCCGCCUAUCAUUGGAACCUUGUUGGCCCGAUGCAGCUGACCAGCGAUGGCUAUGAGAUGACAGUACAGGUCUCGUACCUCUCGCACGUGGCACUUGUCCUCCGCCUGCUCGGCAGCUUUCGCGCCCAAGCCGGGGGCCGGAUCAUCUUGUUCACAAGUGAUGGUCACGAGUCGGGCAAGAACCAGCUGGAGCAAAUACCGCCGUCGAUGUCCGCCGAGGCAGCCCAACUCGACCUUCUCGUCAAGCCCGGCGCUGACGACUCAUCGGCUGAUGCACUCGGCCAUGGUUUUCAUCGCUAUGCGAACGCCAAGCUCGCUCUGGUCAUGUGGACACAUGCGCUGAACCGCCGCCUUCAGCGCGAUGACAAGCUGAAGAACAUCACCGCUGUCGUCAUGAACCCCGGAAAUCUAUCAGAUUCGCGUGCGUUGCGGGUGAACACCCCUCUCAAGCUGGUCAUCCUGUCUAAUUUUGUAGUACGGCCCUUGCGGCCCUUGCUGAAUAUGACUGUGGAUCCUACCGCACGCACCGCCAAUGCAGCCGCAGUCGACGUUGCCCGCCUAGCCACCAACAAGGCUCACCCUGGCCACCGUGGCUAUUUCACGCUUCUCAAACCGGACCAGGGCUCGGACGACAGCCGGGACGAGGCGACGCAAGAGGCUUUGUGGACGAGAACCGCGAAAUGGGUAGGCAUCACGUCGCAAGACACAGCGCUGGGUUCCUUGAUUGAAUAA
This is a messenger RNA of Cryphonectria parasitica EP155, 975 nucleotides long. Its product is annotated as NAD(P)-binding protein. The transcript is spliced from 3 exons. Gene Ontology annotation, cellular component: mitochondrial outer membrane; endoplasmic reticulum membrane; lipid droplet. Gene Ontology annotation, molecular function: 3-beta-hydroxysteroid 3-dehydrogenase (NADP+) activity. The coding region runs from base 1 to 975 and encodes 324 amino acids. NCBI's taxonomy places the organism in Eukaryota, Fungi, Ascomycota, Sordariomycetes, Diaporthales, Cryphonectriaceae. The record is from RefSeq and is a predicted model, not a curated record.